Acanthaster planci (crown-of-thorns starfish) is the source of this 2225-nucleotide messenger RNA. Its product is annotated as potassium channel subfamily K member 17-like. Gene Ontology annotation, biological process: potassium ion transmembrane transport; stabilization of membrane potential. The record is from RefSeq and is a predicted model, not a curated record. Lineage: Eukaryota; Metazoa; Echinodermata; Asteroidea; Valvatida; Acanthasteridae. Gene Ontology annotation, molecular function: potassium ion leak channel activity; outward rectifier potassium channel activity. Gene Ontology annotation, cellular component: plasma membrane.
AUGUAAGAGCAUAAAACAUUUUCCCCGGAAUUAAACAGUGUUAUGUAACCGUGUGCUGUAAAAGCGUAUUGUUACUAUUGAUGCCCGUCAUGGUGGCGAUUUGAGCCUGAAGUCCUUCAGGUGUUACGUGGACUGUUUCAAACGGUAUUGGCGGGCUUAUUUUGAAACACUGACAAGUAUUUCACAGAGUAGAAAAGAAUGGCGGAUCGUGGUAGGGGCGAAACUGUCGAUUCUGCUCUGUCGUACUCUGUACUGGAGAAUGACGCGGAUAUUUACACCGGUCCGUCGGACGAGUACGGGCCGAGCAGGAGGGUCAAGUACUCUGGCCGUAGCAGUGACCGGGCGUCUGGCCGCCUCUCCCGGGGCCUCCGCGCCGCUGCCCCCCACGUGGUCCUCGUCACCGUCUACCUGGUCUUUCUCCUCUUCGGGGGCGGUUUCUUUUACCUCCUGGAGGGAAAGCUGGGCGUUGCUUUGGACGUGAGUGAGGAAGUAGAGUACUCGGAGUAUGAGUGGAUGAAAACGAAGAUCGAGAUGACGCUGGAGCACGAGAAGCUGACCGAGAAAGGGACCAAUGCCACGGGGAACUGGUCGGCGCUGUGGGGUGCCUUCAAUGAGUUCGUGGAGAAGCGCUUUGGGUUCGACCCGAAAGUUGGACAUAAGGUUCAGAACGAGCUGUCGUUUGGCCGGAGUGUUCUGUUCUGUGCAACAACGAUGGCCACUAUCGGUUAUGGCGACUCUGUACCGAAUAACACGGGCGGGAAGGUCCUCGUGGUUUGCUUGUCGCUCGUAGGCAUCCCACUGACCCUGCUGGUCUACGCCGACAUCGGUAAACUGCUAGCCCGAGGCUUGGCCUCCUUGGUCGAUAAGUGGCGCAACCGGGGAGGAGGAGCCCCCAAGAGACACACCGACAGUGACCCAGCCGAGCCCCAAGCUCCAGCCAUUCUGGUCCUAAUCAUCCUGGUUCUCUACUUUCUCCUGGCGGCCAUGGUGAUAGCCCUGAUCGAGGGCUGGUACUAUCCAGACGCCCUCUACUUUACCUUCAUCACCUUCACGACCAUUGGCUUCGGGGAUAUUGUUCCCGUCAGCCACUACGAUCACGUGCCGUCAUUCGUCAUCCUCCUGCUUUUUUUCCUGCUCGGUUUUUCUUUGGUCGCCAUGAGUAUCGUCCUGUUGCUACCCAAAGUCAUGGCGCUGAUCCAUCAGGUGGCCGAGAAAGCCGGAUUUUGAAACUAAAAGCAAAUGAAAAGAAUCGGCGAAGGUGCAGAGCCCCCCCCCCAAAAAAAAUUUGGUUGUUAAGCCACACUGUGGCAUUUUAAUUAUUACAGUUAUACCUGUUUGAGGUGUUUAAGGACAGUUUGAAAUACACGUAGUUACUAAUUAGUGUAGGCAAAGUUUGACAUAGCCACCUGGUUAGUCUGAAAUUGUCAAACUUGAGUAAGUAAACAUUUCAGCGUUUUGUAGUUCUUGUAAUUUAUUUUGUUUGUAUAGUUUUAUGGCAUCAGUACCUCCAAAUGCAAUAUCCGUGUUUUGUCAACAGCGCCACUUAUUGACCUGUCACGUAUCUGUCACAGAUUGACAGCUAUGAAUUUAAUCCCAAUUUACUCGUAGUAGGUAAUAUGGAUCUAACUUUUCACCUUUUGAAUUCUUCCAAAUCUCGAAGUUUUUUUCACCAGUGUAAUCAUUUCCCCACAUUUUAACAAAUGUUGCAUUUUAAUCUGUUGCUGCUUUUGUUUUUUGAUCGUGAUCAUAGUCUUGUAAUUAAGGCAAUGCUGCAAUGAAAAAGCUAUGAGUAGACGGCGUGAAAUGUGUGUAAUGAAACUGUCAUCAGGGACAGGCACCAAACAGUGCCUUUGUUGAUUUGAAAAUGAGUGAUUUGGAAGUUAAGGCAAAAUUAAAUAGUAUCCAUUCGUCAGCAAUAUGCACGAGUUUCAAUAUAUUAUGAACGGAUCUGUUCUCUAGAAAACUUCAAUCUCAGACAGAAAAUGAAAACAGUUUUUUUUUUACAACACGACGCCUUACUCCUUAUUGCUGCUAUUUGAGAUUUCGAAAGUUUUCCCCAAAUCUUUAACAUUGGGGUCACCUUUCGAGCUUUGUGUGAAAAUUGAUAACAUAAAGUCACACAGAGGUGUGUUUCGUCUAUUUAGACCGACAUUUUUUCUUAGAUAUGUACCAAAUAAAUCAGAAAAAUUUCAAAUCGAAAUAAAGGACGUGGUUUUGGAAGUCGA